Aspergillus vadensis CBS 113365 is the source of this 387-nucleotide messenger RNA. RefSeq lists its product as uncharacterized. The record is from RefSeq and is a predicted model, not a curated record. NCBI's taxonomy places the organism in Eukaryota, Fungi, Ascomycota, Eurotiomycetes, Eurotiales, Aspergillaceae. The transcript has 4 exons. Bases 1 to 387 code for a protein of 128 amino acids.
AUGUCGGACAUCGAUCAAGAAUGGAAGCCCAAGAACCGUCCACAGUCGACCAUGGCACAAGCCUUCUCAUCCGCGCUGGAUAGCGCCUUUUCGCUUGAUUCCGAUGUCAAUCACCUUUCACAGACCAUCGAUCAAAAGAGACACCAAAUGAUGAUUCAGGAGCGAGAAUUAGAACAGCUUCAGGCUAGGAUCCGGGAAGCUGAGGAACGCCUCAAAGCCCGACAGUCUUUGGUCCUCGACGGCAACAACACAAGGUCUCCUUCGGCGCAACGAGGGGACCGGUUCUACCAGUCAGCAUCCACCUCAGCAUCGACAUCCCCCACGGAAUCCGCAGGCCAAUACUCCAGCGGCGACGAACAACAGCGUGGUCAGGGCCGCAACUCAUGA